AUGAAUGACCUCGACUUCAAUCAGGACAAAGAAAUCGCGAGGGAUUUCCUCACAAAUUUUGCGGAUCCGAACGGCGAGUCCAAAUAUAUGAAUAUCCUUCAAGAUGUAGCGAAUAGAAAGACUAAGGCCGUCCAGAUCGAGCUCGAAGACUUAAUCAAUUACAAGGACGUGGAUGAUGAAUUCUUGAGGCGUGUCACCGAAAAUGCUCGGCGUUACAUUGGCGUAUUUUCGGAGGCAAUUGAUGAAGUACUGCCUCAGCCAACAGAGGUUCUUCUGGAUGACGACCAUGAUAUUUUGAUGACCCAGAGGGCUGAGGAAGCGACCGAGAGUUCUGGUGGCUCUGAUCCACAAAAGAGGAUGCCUUCCGAGAUCAAGAGAUACUAUGAAGUUUAUAUCAAAGCAUCUUCAAAAGGGCGGCCUUUCACAAUUAGGGAGGUCAAGGCUUCGUAUAUUGGGCACCUUGUGAGGAUAUCGGGCAUUGUGACACGUUGCUCAGAUGUUAAACCGCUAAUGCAGGUGGCUGUCUAUACAUGUGAAACGUGUGGAUUUGAGAUCUAUCAGGAAGUAACUGCUCGAGUGUACAUGCCACUUUUUGAUUGCCCAUCUGAACAGUGCAAACUGAAUCAUGCCAAAGGGAACCUUAAUCCCCAACUCAGAGCAUCUAAAUUUUUGAAGUUUCAGGAGGCCAAAGUUCAAGAACUGGCUGAGCAUGUUCCUAAAGGUCACAUUCCUCGAACGAUGACUGUUCAUUUCAGGGGGGAGCUCACAAGGAAGGUAUCUCCUGGAGAUAUUGUUGAGCUAUCAGGGAUAUUUCUUCCAAUCCCAUACACUGGAUUUAGGGCGAUGCGAGCUGGCCUAAUUGCAGACACGUACCUAGAGGCCAUGUCUGUCUCUCAUUUCAAGAAAAAAUAUGAAGAAUACGAACUUGGAGGGGAUGAGGAGGAGCAAAUUGCCCGUUUAGCUGAGGAUGGUGAUAUCUACAACAAAUUGGCUCGCUCACUGGCCCCAGAAAUUUUUGGUCAUGAAGAUGUGAAAAAAGCUCUUCUUCUUCUCCUAGUUGGUGCUCCUCACCGGAAGUUAAAAGAUGGGAUGAAGAUUAGAGGAGAUCUACACAUAUGCUUGAUGGGUGAUCCAGGUGUUGCAAAAAGCCAGCUUCUCAAACACAUAAUCAACGUUGCACCAAGAGGUGUGUACACAACUGGGAAAGGAAGCAGUGGAGUUGGUCUGACCGCAGCUGUUCAGAAGGAUCCAGUGACGAAUGAGUUUGUUCUGGAAGGAGGGGCCUUGGUUCUCGCAGAUAUGGGUAUUUGCGCCAUUGAUGAGUUUGACAAAAUGGACGAAUCGGACCGUACGUCUAUACACGAGGUCAUGGAGCAGCAAACUGUUAGCAUUGCUAAAGCUGGUAUCACUACAUCUCUAAAUGCAAGGACUGCUGUUCUCGCUGCUGCUAAUCCUGCAUGGGGGAGAUAUGAUCUGAGAAGAACACCUGCCGAGAACAUUAAUCUGCCUCCCGCUCUUCUGUCAAGGUUUGAUCUCUUAUGGUUGAUCCUGGACCGAGCAGAUAUGGACACCGAUCUUGAGAUGGCAAGGCAUGUUCUGCACGUUCACCAGGCAAAGGAAUCUCCGGACCUAGGGUUUACUCCUCUCGAACCUUCAGUUCUUAGGGCAUACAUUUCUGCUGCAAGAAAGUUGUCUCCAGCUGUACCAAGAGACCUGGAGGAAUACAUAGCAAGCGCUUAUUCUAGUAUCAGGCAAGAAGAGGCGAAAUCAAAAACCCCCCACUCUUACACAACUGUCAGAACAUUACUCAGCAUUCUAAGGAUAUCAGCAGCUUUGGCUAGACUCAGAUUCUCCGAGUAUGUUGCUCAAAGUGAUGUGGACGAGGCACUUAGAUUGAUGCAAAUGUCAAAAUUCUCUUUGUAUUCGGAUGAUCGUCAAAGAUCAGGCCUAGAUGCAAUUUCCGACAUUUAUUCAAUAUUGCGAGAUGAGGCUGCCAGAACCAACAAGGUGGAUGUUACUUAUGCCCAUGCUCUCAACUGGAUUUCGCGAAAGGGAUACAGCGAAGCUCAGUUGAAAGAAUGCUUGGAGGAAUAUGCAGCCUUGAAUGUGUGGCAGAUUCAUCCUAAUACAUUCGAUAUCCGUUUCAUAGAUGCUUAA
Striga hermonthica is the source of this 2157-nucleotide messenger RNA. The record is from the annotation of a GenBank genome assembly. NCBI's taxonomy places the organism in Eukaryota, Viridiplantae, Streptophyta, Magnoliopsida, Lamiales, Orobanchaceae.